ACCAUAAAUUAUAUUGUUUAAAAUGAUUGUUUAUCUUAUCAUUUAAACUAUUAAUACGUGUAUCAAAUUUGUCAGAAACAUAGAAAAAUGUUGUUUUACUUCCAAAAGCAAUUGAGAGUGAAUAUUUCAUUCGUUGAUCCAAUAGUCAUAAACAUUUUAAUUUUAAAUUAUCAUUGGCUGUUUUUAUGAGAUAAUUUGAUAGGUUAUUUUUAUAAAACAUUGUUAGCAAACAAUACAAAUUUCCAUCGAGUUACGUUGAAAACACAAGAAAUAUGUCAAAAGAUUUGUGCUUCCAUUUUGACAGAUUAGGACCAAAAUCUUGUGAGCAAAAUUUACGAUCAGGCUAUUCUCGUGUAAAAAAAAACUUUCCAUCAAAAUGUUAAUCAUUUUUUAGAAAGCAAUGCAUCCUGAAUAAAUUAGGUUCCGCAUAAUUAAAAAAUCUUCUUGAUUCGUUCUGUUCUGUCAAAAUCCUCUGUUUAAAAUGGCCGCAAUGUGUCUGGAUUGGUCUUUUCAUUUAAAGGAUCCACAGUGUGGAAGGUAACCGUAGCAACCUGCGCAAAAAUCAAAUAACAUCAAUGAAAGUAAAAUGUAUUGGCUUGUUUUGAUAAUCCUUAAAAUUUGAAACGUGCUCUAAAAAAAUACCUAAAAACGAGAUUCACAUGUUGCAACUAAGCUUUCAGUAGGCUGUUGCGGUGUAUUUCGUUUAUUAAGCAUUCUUAAGCACCUAAAAAGCUACGAUGGAGGUAAAAUCAGAUCAGCCGGUUUGUUAUGAGCUUUGUGUACUGUGUCAGUUAAACAGCACCGAUCGUCAUUGCUUAACUGAGCGGAUACAAACCAGCAAUGGUUCGAUAACAGACGUUAUUUGCAAGCAUUUCUGGUUGUCGGCAUCCUCUUGCAAAGGGCGAUACAUCUGCACUACAUGCUGGGACUUAACAUUUUCCUUUCAUCAAUUCUACAUCGAAAUAGAGCGGGUUCACUCUGUACAAUCUACAGCAACAAUUAAGCAAGAGCCAAACAUCACAGAACAUAAGGAAUUAUGCCCAACCAAGCAGCCGGACUGGUUGGACGAUGAAAACACAUUGCUAACAAUUGCAAAUGAAGUAUAUGUAAAGGAAAACUACACGGACAGUGAUGCGGAAUCCAUUGCCAUCGAGGGCAUUGAUGGUACUGAUCGGGACGAUGUGUCGGAGAAUGAUUCGAAUGUUCCUUUAUCAUCGCUCAAGCAAGAAAUCAUAUCAACCCGCAUCGCCUGCCAAAACAACACCGUUGAAAGGCCUUCACCAUUCCCCGGUGUAGGACUGUCGUUAUCCCGUAUUAACGGCCGUACGCUUGAGAAUAUCUGUCACGAUUGUUUCCGUCAAGCCAGUCAUACGCAAGCAUCGGAAAAAGUGACGCAAGCACGCUUUUCCUUCGCCGCGUUGCUGAAACACUAUCGGAAAGAGCACAACAAGACCGGUUAUGCUGUUUGCUGCAAUCGAAAGUAUACGCGUAGAACGUCGAUAAAGAUGCAUCUACUGUCGCACGGCAGGAAGGUCGCAUACUGCUGCAUUCCGUGCGGGAUAAAGUUUCGCCGACAGGAAUCUUUGGACGAGCACAAUCUGCUCAUUCAUACGUCGGAGGAGGAAAAACAGUUCAAGUGUGGUCAGUGUGAUAAAUCGUUCCCCACGGAAGACCUGUUGAAAUCGCACGGAACGUGGCAUGAAACUAUUGCUAAAAAGAAUAUAAGUUGCAACAUUUGUAACCUAUUCUUCGCCAGUCAACCGUCGCUGAAAAAGCAUCGUACACUGCAUCACCCAUCACCGGAGAGCAAUGAGGCACAUCUGGCUUCGGGUAAUAGCAGUAGUACCGAACCGACCGAAGAACGGCUGGUUGCUACUAAGUAUCGUACUCGCAUUUCAGCAGCAAAAAUCAGCGAACAGGACGAGCUUAUCAAGCGCCACUGUUUAUUAAAUUGUACCAACUGUGAUUACUUUGCGGAAAGCUUCACAAAGCUCAAGCAACAUGCGAUGCAGGUGCAUGGUAUGCAAAGUUGUCAUGUCGCAUGCUGCGAUCGUACGUACAACAAGCGUCAAUCGCUGUAUGACCACUGCUUAGUGCAUGAAAAUCCCGACUGUUUCCGCUGUAACGUGUGCGGCAAUAGUUAUUCCAGCAGCCGUAGUCUACAGAGCCACAAAUGGCGUAUACAUACGCCGGCUACCGAACGUCCCUUUUGCUGCGACGUGUGUGGCGAAACGUUCGUGAAGGAUUACCUGCUAAAGCAACAUCUCGUACAUCAUCUGGCGAAGCAUAAAAAGCUCAACUACUGCAACGAGUGUAAUCGUUCGUUUACGACGGCGACGGUACUCAAAUCCCACCAGCAAACGUUUCACGGUGGAGGGUUCAACUGGAUCUGUGAUAUUUGUGCGAAAGGGUUUAAUGGUCGCACACUGUUUGAAAACCAUCGGCUAACACAUUCGAUCGAAGGAAAGACACAAUUGAAGCAUCAAUGCGAGCUGUGUAAGAAAUGGUUGCGCAAUAAAAAAUCAUACCAGCAGCAUCACAUUCGCUGUCACAGUAGCGGCGGACCGGUGCUGUGUAAAUUCUGCGGCAAGGAAUCAAUCAAUGCGAGCGCAUUAAAGUCGCACAUACAUCUGCACCACACAGCACGGCCGGAAUAUCCCUGUACGUUUUGCAGCAAAAGCUUCAAGACGUCACUGCGCUUACGGGAGCAUGAAGCCACACAUACCGGUACGAUACUGUACCGGUGCCCGUGGUGUCCCCGUACCUUUGCCUGUGGUUCGAACAUGUACAAACAUAAGAAGGCUGGCCAUCCGCAGGAAUGGGCCGCCUCGGUAAAGAAACGGUUUGGUGAGCGAUGAGUGAUCCACUUCACU
Anopheles funestus (African malaria mosquito) is the source of this 2873-nucleotide messenger RNA. Its product is annotated as oocyte zinc finger protein XlCOF6-like. The transcript has 4 exons. Bases 738 to 2858 code for a protein of 706 amino acids. The record is from RefSeq and is a predicted model, not a curated record. Lineage: Eukaryota; Metazoa; Arthropoda; Insecta; Diptera; Culicidae.